AAUUGUGAAUAUUACAUCCAGAAAAACUGGAACCAUAGAACAGGCAGCUGGUCUUAUCCUUACUGAUUGACGAGAUCUAUAUAGUAAGGAACCGAAACAGUUGAGCUUAGAACAUUGCACCUAAAACCAAUUUCAGAUUUUCUCACUUAUAUUCCAACUUAUAAUCAACAAACAUCACCUAAGUAUCUCCUUUGUCCAGAUCAUGGCGGCCGCUGCUGUUGGUGAAGCAUUUCUCUCUGCCUUCAUUGAAGUUGUCCUUGACAGACUUGCUUCUCAUCAGGUUCUUGACUUGAUCCGUGGGAAGAAAAUUGACAUCAAUUUGGUCCAAAGGUUGAAGAACACUCUUUAUGCUGUGGAAGCUAUGUUGAACGAUGCUGAACAGAAGCAGAUUCAUGACUCUUCUGUUAACAAAUGGCUUGAUGAUCUCAAAGAUGCUCUCUAUCUUGCUGAUGACAUUCUCGACCACAUCUCUACCAAAGCCGCUCUUUCCAACCACAACAAGCAGGUCAGUACUGCUAACUAUUUCUCUCGCCUUUUCAACUCUGAGGAAAGGGAUUUGGUUGGUAAGCUGGAAGAUAUAGUUGCUAGGCUUGAAUACAUUCUCAAUUUCAAAGAUAUUCUUGGCCUUCAACAUAUUGCAACUCAUCACUCAUCCUGGAGAUCUCCAUCAACCUCUCUAGAUCACCCAUCUAACAUAUUUGGUAGGGAUCAAGACAAAGAGGCCAUACUCAAAUUACUCUUACAUGAUGAUGAUGAUAACAUCUCUGUGAUUCCCAUAGUUGGUAUGGGUGGGGUGGGAAAAACUACCUUAGCCCAAUCUGUGUUUAAUACUAUAAAGCAAAAUGUUCCAGCGUGGGUUUGUGUUUCCGAUGAUUUCGAUGAACUCAAGGUAACCAAGGCCAUCUUAGAGGCAGUUGCAGGGAGAUCUUGUAAUAUAAAUAACAAAGAGUUACUUCAUCUUGAUUUGAAGGAAAGACUGUCUGGAAAAACGUUCUUGAUUGUUUUGGAUGAUGUAUGGACUGAAGAUUAUGACAGUUGGAACUCUCUUAUAAGGCCUCUUCAAUAUGGAACUAAGGGAAGUAAAGUUCUUGUAACUACCCGUAUUGAUAAAGUUGCUUCAAUGGUCCAAACUUUUCAGGCUUACCCUCUUCAGCAAUUGUCCGAUGAAGAUUGUUGGUCCGUGUUUGCAAACCAUGCAUGUCUUCCUCAAGAAGAAUCCAAUGAGUACACGGAUCUCCAAAAGACUGGCAGAGAGAUUGUUAGAAAAUGUAAAGGAUUGCCUUUAGCAGCACAAUCACUUGGGGGCUUGUUGCGACGAAAACGUGACAUUAGGGAUUGGAAUAAUAUACUAAAGAGUAACAUUUGGGAAAUCGAGAGUAAGAUCAUUCCAGCACUAAGAAUUAGUUAUCAUUAUCUCCCUCCCUAUUUGAAACGUUGCUUUGUUUAUUGUUCCUUAUAUCCUAAGGAUUUUGAAUUUAAUAAAGACGAUUUGAUUUUGUUGUGGAUGGCUGAAGAUCUUUUACCGUCUCUAAAAAAUGGGAAGACUUUAGAAGAAGUUGGUAAUGAGUAUUUUAAUGAUUUAGCUUCAAGAUCGUUCUUUCAACGUUCGGGAAGUGGGAACCAAUACCGGCGUUUUGUGAUGCAUGAUCUGGUGCAUGAUUUAGCAACAUUGCUUGGUGGAGAAUUCUAUUUCAGAACAGAAGAACUUGGGAAAGAAUUGAAGAUCAGUACCAAGACUCGUCAUUUGUCAUUUAUUGCGUUCAGUGAUCCUGUCUUGGAAAACUAUGAUGUUUUCAGCAGAGCAAAAAACCUUAGAACGUUUUUGACAACGAGUUUUAGAUUUCCUCGAGUCAACUAUGAAAAGGCACCAUGCAUCAUUUUGGAGAAUUUGAAGUGUUUAAGAGUUUUGUCAUUUCGAUCUUUGCAUAAUGUUGACUCAUUGCCUGAUUCAAUAGAUGAACUAAUCCAUUUGCGUUAUUUGGACCUCUCUUUCACAGAUAUACAAACUUUGCCGGAGUCAUUGUGUAAUUUGUAUAAUCUACAAACGUUGAAGUUGCGCGGUUGCCUACAGCUAACCAUGCUUCCAAAUGACAUACAAAAUCUUGUAAAUUUGCGCCAUCUUGAUAUUAGUGGAAUGAAUGAGUUAGAAGAGAUGCCUAGAGAAAUGAGCAAAUUAAAUCAUUUGCAACAUCUGAAUUGCUUUGUUGUGGGCAAGCAUGAAAAGAAUGGGAUCAAGGAACUGGGAACUCUUUCAAAUCUUCAUGGAUCACUUUUUAUUCGUAAAUUGGAGAAUGUUACCAAUAGCUUGGAAGCAUCAAAGGCACAUAUCAUGGAUAAGAAGUACCUUGAGGGAUUAUCGUUUGAUUGGUCUGAAGAUGCAAAGGACCAUUUUACAAAUUCACAAAGUGAGAUGGAUAUACUUGGAAAGUUACAGCCUGCCAAGAACUUGAAAUGGCUAAUUAUAUCUGGAUACAGAGGCACAAGAUUUCCAUAUUGGGUUGGGGAUCCUUCCUACCACAAUAUUACUCGGCUAACUCUGUCUAAUUGUCAAAAUUGUUGCAUCCUUCCACCACUUGGACAAUUACGCUCUCUUAAGGACUUGACAAUCUAUGCAGUGAGUAUGCUGGAGACUAUUGGAUCUGAAUAUGGUGAUUCCUUUUCAGGAGUCCUCUUUCCCUCCCUUAAACGUCUGGAGUUUAGUAAGAUGCCAUGUUGGGAAGUGUGGCAUCAUUCUCAUGAGUCAGAUGUUUCAUUUCCUGUAUUAAAGUCUCUUGUGAUUGCUGAUUGUCCCAGAUUACAUGGAAGUUUGCCAUCUCAUCUUCUUGCCGUGGAAACAAUUAAGAUUAAACAUUGCAACCAACUCGACUCUUCACUCCCAAGUGCUCCUGCCAUCCGCAAGUUAUGCAUAAUUGAAAGCAAUAAAAUAGGCUUGCAUGAACUACCCAUUUCAUUGGAAGAAUUAAAAAUUCAAGGAAGAGAAAUGACAAAGUUCGUCUUUGAAGCCAUUGCCAUCAGCCUAACAUCUCUUCAAAUUUUAGAUAUCAGGGACUGUUUGUCUGCGAUAUCAUUUCCGGGAGAUUGUUUACCCUUUUCCUUAAAGAGUUUGUCCAUCAGAAAUUCUAGUAAUCUGAAUUUUCCAAAGCAAAACCACCAACAUGAGUCACUUCAGUCUUUGAGGAUAGAUAGGAGUUGUGAUUCUCUCACAACCCUCCCAUUGGAGAUCUUUCCAAACCUCGUUUCUCUCGGAAUCUAUAAUUGUGAAAACAUAGAAUGCCUUUCAGCUUCGAAAAUUCUUCCAAAUCUCAUUGAUAUUGACAUUAGAGACUGCCCUAAAUUUGUAUCAUUCCCAAGAGAAGGAUUGUCUGCACCCAACUUGACAUCGUUGCGUGUCUCCCGGUGCCUUAAUUUAAAGUCAUUGCCUUGUCACAUAAAUAAUCUUUCUAAGGUAACCCCUCUUUUAAUUUGCCCCCAGCAGAGUCGCCAGUUCUGUAACACGGUGAACUGACUUUUAUUUUUAAUAUGCAACAAUGUUGCGGUGAGCAAGAGUCGCCACCGACUUUUAUUUUAUCCAAUUAGGAAAGGUAUAAAAGAACAGGAAAGACCUUCUUUGAAAAGAGAUUGAGUUCGGGGGGUAGGUUAUGAAAAGGGAAGGUGUAAGCACCCUUUUCAUCCGUAGUUAUCUACGGGCUCUUAGUUGCUUGGCUCACUUUUGUUUGAAAUGUUUGAUUUGUUUGAAAGAGUAGUGUGUGUUUAGAAAAACACUUUUGUUUUGAAAAUGUCUAAAAAGACAAUGUUAGAAAACAGGGUGUGAAAAGCAUUUGAAUCGUUUUUGUUGUGAGCAAGCAAUUAAGAGUUCCUACUCUAGUUUGUAAGGUCUUUCCUAUUCAUUAAGGCUUUCCUUGGGCGAUAGUACUAUCCAUACCAUAUGAGGGUAGGUAGUCCUAUACAUUGGAUGUGCGGGUCAUCGAAGGGUCAUCGAAUCGUCAUAGAGGCUAUCCAUACCAUAAAGAGGGUAGGAAGUCCUAUGAGAUGUGAAUAGUCAUAAAGGCAACCAGUAGAGAUACCUUAGCAAUCCGAAGGGACUAUCAUCAUUUAUCGAAGGCAACUUGAGGGACGAGAUCAUUUCGUCGUAGGCAACUCGAAGGGACUAUGAUCUUUAUUCCGAAGGGUCAAUGAUGAUUUUGAAUCGUAGGCAGCAGGUGCUAAGGUACCCCUACGCUUCGAGGGACUUUGACUAUUAUUUUCCGAAAGGCAACUGAGAGGGGAUACCCUAAAGGUGAGUGAAUGCGAGUGUGUCAGAUUCGAGUAUUUAUUUAUCUUGAAUUAAGUUAGCUAACAAUUGGUUUUAGUCUCGAGCAUACAAUCCUAAACCAUACAUCUAAACAGAUAAUAGUAACAGUUAUAAUAUGCGGAAAGUAAAUGCGGAAACAUAAACCUACGCUAUUACAAAAAUGUCCUUACAACCUAUACAUCGAUUUCUAAAAUUUAAAUGAUCAUAAUUAAAUAAUUUAAGUAAUAAUAAAAAAAACAAGCACGCGACAUUCAUUGAGUUUGAGGUGAGAAGAGAAAUCGAGAUAGAUUAGGGUUUAGUAAAAAAAAUCUUAGGUUAAUAAUUUAAAAGUUAAUCUAAUUGGCCUAACUAAAUCAAACCUAAUUAACUAAAUUUAUUAAUUCUA
Messenger RNA from Vicia villosa (hairy vetch), 4676 nucleotides. RefSeq names its product putative disease resistance RPP13-like protein 1. The coding region runs from base 203 to 3505 and encodes 1100 amino acids. NCBI's taxonomy places the organism in Eukaryota, Viridiplantae, Streptophyta, Magnoliopsida, Fabales, Fabaceae. Gene Ontology annotation, biological process: defense response to other organism. The transcript has a single exon. The record is from RefSeq and is a predicted model, not a curated record. Gene Ontology annotation, molecular function: ADP binding.